This is a messenger RNA of Callorhinchus milii (elephant shark), 3189 nucleotides long. Its product is annotated as protein FAM83G. The transcript has 5 exons. Lineage: Eukaryota; Metazoa; Chordata; Chondrichthyes; Chimaeriformes; Callorhinchidae. Bases 72 to 2378 code for a protein of 768 amino acids. The record is from RefSeq and is a predicted model, not a curated record.
GAAUACAGAGAGAGAGAGAGAUCCACUCACUCACUCACUCACUCACAGAGGUGUAUCUCUGUAUAGGGACUAUGGCUCUGUCACAGGUGCAGUGUUUGGAGGAGAGUAACGUGAACCACAGGACUAACGAGUCUCGGCCGGAGUUCUACUACAGUGAGGCCCAGAGACUGGCGGUGGAGACUCUGGUGACCCGCGGGAGAGAGGCGUUCGAUGAAACCAUCAGGAACGAGAACCUGAGGGCGUUCCUCUCGGAGUUGGAGGUGCGGCGGCUGCUGUCCUCGGCCCGAGAGUACCUCCCGGAGCCCGAGCCCGAGCCCGAGCCGGACCCCGGGGCCGGGGAGCCCGGGGAGCCCGGGGAGCCCGGGGAGCCCGGGGCCGGGGGUCCCGGGGAGCCGCCGCUGUCACAGCUGUACUGGCCCGACCACUCUGAUGUGGAGCGGCCGGGGCUGGACCUGGGGUGGCCCGACAGCUCCUCGUACCGCGGGGUGACCCGGGCCACCGUGUACACACAGCCGCCGGUGGACGGGACAACUCACAUCAAGGAGGUGGUGCGGAGGAUGAUCGCGGGGGCACAGAAGGUAAUCGCUGUUGUCAUGGACUUAUUUACAGACAUUGAUAUCUUCAAAGACAUACUAGAUGCCAGCUUUAAAAGGAAAGUUCCUGCCUACAUUAUCCAUGAUCAAACCAACAUCAAGUACUUCUUCAAGAUGUGCGAGAGCUCAGGAAUGCACAUGGGGAUGCUCAAAUAUCUACAAAUCUCUUCUAUUGAGGGGAAUGAAUUCAACACCCGUUCAGCUAAAACGGUCAUAGGGAGGCAAAUGCAAAAGUUUAUGCUGAUUGAUGGAGACAGGGCAGUGUCCGGAUCAUACAGUUUUACCUGGACUGGAUCUCGGCUUGACCGCAACAUCAUCACUGUGCUUUCGGGUCAGGUGGUGGAAACGUUUGACAAAGAAUUCAGGGAGCUGCUGCACUUCUCCAAAGUGGUCAACAUGAGUCAAUUGAACUUGGCUCCAGUGGAGCCUGAACCCAAGCCCGAACCCAUCCAGGUACCGAGUCUCACACCAGAACAAAGUGCCGCCAUAGCGAGGAAGCUUAUCAACCCCAAGUACGCCCUGGUGCGGUUAAACAUGGCCAACGGGGAUUCUUCAUCUUCUGAUAAGAAGUCCGACUCCAACAAGGAUAAGAAUCAACAGUUGAACACAAGUAAGAAACAGACAGCUAGUGGAUUACCAGAGAUCCCAUUCGAAGAGCCCACCAUUGACCAAGCUCUUAUGAACAUGCCCAAAAUAGACAUGCUUGCCUACAUGUUUAGUUUUGGGGUACAGCCUCAGGAGAACAGCGAGGAUCAGAAGAGUUCAACAAACACCAAAGAAAGAGAUUGUGGGCCUGUGCAAAGCAGUCAGGCACAAAAACAGGUAGAAGGAGAGGCAGAUGUUCCCCGCAAAGCAACUGAUAAUGAUACUCAGACUAAGAGAACUAACAAAAGAAUGGAGAAGAAUACUGGUGUCAAUUUAUUGACUGCACAAACAUUAGAGACUCAAGAAACUAAGCAUAAAGCAAAUACAACAGAUCAUAAAGUUAAGUCAAAAAUGAGAGGAAUGAAAGGCUCUCUACAGCACAGAAACAAACUGAAGAGUAAAGUCUUGGACAAUGACACAAGACCUGCGAAACAGACAGUGGUGUACUCAUCUGCAUGUAAAGAAAAUGGAGAAGGGCGAGCGAUUGAAACUUCGGAGGGGAUAAAAGAUGUAAUUACUUCUACAACAGGCGAAGCAGAGGUGCCUGCAGAAAGCAACGAAACAGAAGGUGGUCAGGAGAAUGGACCAGAUGAAACUGAACUAGAGGAAGACUGUGUAUCGAAUCCUUCAACAAAUUGCACUCCAGAUUGGAUAUCAGACACCUCCCUGUCUUCUGAAUCAGAUGACUUCUACGAGUGUGAUGAUUUCAAUGGCACAGUCAAAAAAGUUGCAUCCGAGCAUGAUGGAGAACAGAUAAUUGGGGAGGUGAACCACUGCAUCAGCCGCGGCACCUUUGAAAGCCCUUUGAACCACUCCAAGAAUUUUUCCCAUUCGAUGAAUGACAUAAGAGACGGCUACAAGAUAGUGUCCAAAAACGAGGCUGCCAUCUUCUUACGUGAAGUAAAAGAACAGGCCAAGAAGAAGGCUCUUGAUAAUAUGCGACACACUUUCCACCAACAACACCUUCAACGUUUUUGUGAAAAGUCAAAGAGGAAUAAUUUGUUCCCACUAACUUCAAAGCCACCAGCUGCCAUGCUGAGGUCAAACAUGAACGUUCGUAAGUUCCAUGGAUUAACAAGGAGCACCGAUUUGGACAAAGGUAGAAAGGUGAUCUCUAAAUCAUUUGGGCCUUCCAGCUGAAAGGUUUUACCACAUGGUUCACAAUUUCACCAAGAUCAAGACCUUUUUAGGACAUUAACCUCAACAGUAGGCACCACAGAGCUAACAACGCACAGUGGAUCAUCUCUAUAGAAGGCUCCCCUUAGCACAACGAAGACUCUAUUGGGCUCUCGUUCUCCAAGCUUUCAGCAUCUCGUCAUUUAAGGGUUAAGUUGCUGAGCCAAAGAGCUGCAAUACUUUCAGUAUCAUUACAGAAGAAAUGAACAAGCAACACUUGAAACACCAGCAAGUCUUGCAGUUAAACCUGUGGAGCCCCUGGUAUUCGGGACUCUUAAGUAUUUAAUAAAUGCUGCUUCUGUACUGUCCAAAAGGGGCAAAGCAAUGUGAUGGGAAAUAAAUUUACAUUACCUGAUCUGUGCACCAGUACCAGGUUGCCAAAAUGGCUAAUCCAAGAGUCAUGCCAGUCCACGGAAGAUCUCCUGUCACUGGAUCUCUGAAGAGAUGCAUUGCAUCAGCUCUGGGGAGGUGGCAUGUUGUAUUGGGAAUAAUCUUUGUCGGAAUUGCAUCUCGAUAUGCCCUUUCCAGGUUGUGGUAUCCUCCGAUCUUAUUAAACGCUAGAGGAGCAACAUAAAGCAAUUGACUUUGUUAAUGUAAAUGUUAAAACCUCAGUACAGUACAGCUGCUAUAAUUAUUUUUGGUUCGGGCUUUUUUUAAUCUAAAGAGCGGACAACUGAGUCUAUCAGGGUGUUGUUAGUAUCUGGAUCUUGUAUUUGGUGAUAUUCCUUUGUAAUGUGCAAUAAAUCUUGCAUGUGAGGUGCCAGAAUAACGUGGA